Messenger RNA from Linum trigynum, 2691 nucleotides. Lineage: Eukaryota; Viridiplantae; Streptophyta; Magnoliopsida; Malpighiales; Linaceae. The record is from the annotation of a GenBank genome assembly.
ACGUCAUUAAGUUAACGGUCAACUUUGAACAGUAAAAGUUAACGGAGUUGGACGGAGAGUGACCAAACGUGAACGGUUUCAGUAAACUGAAGUACCAUCGAUGGAUUUAAAUAUUUCGAGUGACCAAACUUGAACGCUUUUUGUAAUCUCAGUGACCAACCAUGCAAUUAACCCCUAUUUUUUAUUUUUCCAUGUCUCUCCCUCUAGUUCCUCUGCCAACAAUAUCUCUCAAGUUACUCUUGUUUCUUCCCAAACAAAUCAAGGACUCCGCCAGACGGUCCGAGUUGCAGAGUCUCUAGGUUUCGUCGAUUUCUAGACCUCGUUCGUCCGAUUGCAUAAGUGUGUUGGACUCAAUGCUCGUCCUUGUCGUCUCCAUCGGCACUAUCACUAUGUUUUUUUAGGUUUCUUCUCUCUGCCCUCUGUUCUUGCUCUCUCCCUCCUCCAUUCGGAGACGAAACAACCAUUUGUGUCGUCAAUUCAUACAGUGAGAAAGGGAUUCGCCAACAGCCUGGAGAUACUGGUGGGUGAAGAACCAGAUCUAAGGGAUCUUGCACAUGCAAGACUCUCCAGGCGAUGAUGCCGAUCAAGUGGUCCAUAGAGGCACAAAGAGAGGCUUCGAAUAAUGACGGGAAGGCUGCAAGGAAUUUGGAGAAGCUCACCCUUUUCAGGUAGUUAUAUUUGGCGCUCGUUUUGUACCUGUAUUUCACCAGAGUUGUGGGACGACGAUUGGGUCGGCGCUGGGUUAUAGGUUCGAGUGGGUGAGGCAGUUUUUAGGGGAGGCUGAGAGCUUAGUGUUUGUGUUCUAUAACUUCUAGCCUAACGAGAAGAACCCUUACAACUUGUUUGCAGGAUUAUCAAACCCAAAAACUUACCUUGUUGUAGCAGCAACAAUGUGGAAAGGGAGGCUAUGGAACAGAAGUCACGCUGGAGAUCCCACUUUUUUUCCUAGAAGUGAAUAUUGGAUUAGUUCCCUGCCAUUCAUAGUUUUUUUUUUUGAUAAAUUUGAGAAAUUAAAUUAAAGAGGAGAGAAGGUAGUACAAAGGAAACAAAGUUCAGCAGGGCUGAACCUUAAAAACAACUAGAAAAAAAGACAAAAAUGAGAACCCAGAAGGCGACUGAGAAACGAUCGCUAGACAUCAAAAGACUCAAAGAGCAAGACGACCCCUUGAAAAGACAAGAACAUCGAAACAGAAAGAAACGAUCGCUAGACAUCAAAAGACUCAAAGAGCAAGGCGACCUCCUGAAAAGACAAGACUCAAAGAGCAAGACGACCCCCUGAAAAGACAAGAACAUCGAAACAGAAAGAAACGAUCGCUAGACAUCAAAAGACUCAAAGAGCAAGGCGACCUCCUGAAAAGACAAGAACAUCGAAACAGAAAGCCUUCCGAUCAACACUCAAGAAAGACAUGAACCAGAAUGGCAGGGAGCAGUAACGUUGUUUUGAGAAUUUUGUUUAUGUGUGGGCCUAAAACAGUAAACCAUGGAGAGAGAGAGAGGGAGCGAGGGAGAUAGUCGAACCGUUGCCGAGCUACCAACGGAUGAAAGGAAGCAUCAGGGGAGUGAUUCAGGAGAGAUUGAGAGCAAAGGGGACAUGACUCAUCAGCGAACUUCUUUGUCUUUGUUGUGCAGGUACGAUGCCGAAGGGAUAGAGGUCAGCGGGGCUCGCGCGAGGAAAGUUGGAGGCGUAUGAGAAUGGGUGCGAAGAUGGUCACCAUCAGUAAAACUGACAAGGACAAAGUGGGAACUUACAAACUGCAGGUGAAAGAUAGCAGAAAGAGUUGGUUCGUCUUCCUCGACGAGUGUCAGAUUACUUGGUUACAGGGGAUUCUUCAGACAGCUGCAAUGAAAGAUUGGAGGUUUUCAUCCAUGAGUAUUAAGAAGAGCGGAUCUCGUAUCGGAAAGUCAAUCCGGAGACGCGAAGAGUUCCUACAAAUCUCGGAGCAAACUUAUAACGGCAGGGUGUUCAAGGUUUUGAUCCCGGCCUCUGGUAAUAACCGUGGAUGGGCAAAACUCAUCCAUCUCCUGAAAGAUUUCUAUAAGAUGGAGCUCCAGGCUCGUGUUCAUCAGGGCUGCUAUGCGUCCUCAGCACUGCCCGACUCUGUCCCCAAGCCUGACUACCUUGAUCAGUCUAUAUCGUACGCGGACGCUGUCAGAUAUGGGGGAGGCAGAUGUCAUAUCAAGCAGAACCAAGAAGGAAGAUUCAUAGACGUAGGUUCAGAAGGGGUCAAGGAGCGCACUGGGAUAAUAUAGAUAUCCAGUCUGCAACAAGCUGGAUCCUUGCCUUCAACAUCCCACUGCACAUCAAAAGCAUCGAUCUACUUAAAACUAUAGGGAAUUUUUGUGAUGGAUUCAUUGAUCUCGAUUGGGAUGCAUGGCCUUUACCGUUCGCUCGCAUCAGAAUUAAGAGAAACAUGACCAUACCGGAGAUUGUCCCCGUACGGCACGGAACUCACUGCUACCAAAUCAAUUACAGAAGCCUUGAAUUCCUUCUUAAAAAUUUCUUAGGUAAUGAAUACUACGAUGUAUAUUUAUCGCAUAUGUGGUGGGUUCAUUUCAAAUACAAAUUGCACCCUAUUUUGUAUGUAAUAUGACUUGGAAGAUGAGUUGCGCCUUAUCGAAUGUAAGUUCAACUCUUACAGAAGAGAGUAGAGUUGACACUUAAUAUGAGCUUAAUGAACACUUAAUAUGUGU